UAUACGCUAUACGACAGUUUAGAUAUUUUAUACUCAUUGACUAAAAUAUUAUAUGUGUAAUGUAUCGUAAUCUAUUGUAUGAACUUGUGUGAAUUUGUGUGCAUCAUGAAAUUUCGAUUAACUCCAUUAAUUUAUAAUAAAUGUAAGAGCAUUGUCCUUCAAGACACCAGAAAUUAUGCGGGUCAUAGCAAGUGGCAGAAUAUUAAACAUGCUAAGCAGGCAAACGAUAUGGCAAGAUCGAAAUUAUUUCGUAUGUUAACUAACAAAAUGAGGGCUACGAUAGCAGAGACCGGAGUUUCAGAUCCAGUUAAAAAUACGAAAUUACAACAACUUAUCAAUCAAGCUAGAGGUGUAGAUAUGCCAUUGGCUACCAUAAACUCAGCUUUAAAUAAGAUGAAGAAUAAAGAAAACUUUCGCUUUGAGAUAAUCGUAAUUCGUACUCCAAGUAAAUGCACAUUAGUGUUACACGUUAACACUGACAAUAUUGUUAGAACAAAAUCACAUAUUAAUGGUCUAAUAAAAAAAGCCAAUUCUAAAUAUGUAGAUGCUUCAGCACUCCAGAUGUUUGAAUGUCUAACUAUAAUCAUAGCUUCGAAAAACUGUAAUUUAGAUCAAGCAAUGGAAGAUGCAAUCCAAAUUAAUUCACAAGAUGUUGAAGAAGUACAAGACGAUGAUAAAACAUAUUUUCAGUUCAAAUGCGACUUUCUAUCGUCUGAUAAGAGUAAAACCCAGCUAAUGAAUUUGGGUUAUUCUAUAAUUUCAAUAGAAGAUACAUGUAUACCUCAAACUACCAUUGAAUUAAACGAGGACGAGCUUAAUAAUGUAAAUAAACUAAAGGAAAAACUUAUACUUGUAGAUGGAGUUGAGAAAAUAGAGGAUAACAUAGAGGAAUCUUGAAUUAAAAUUAAUCCUUAUAGAAUGAAACAAAUAUUUACUAAAUUGUCAAUCCUUUCUUGUAAAUAUACUUUAUAAAAUAAUUAUUAUUAUCUUUUAUUAUUGUCUGUAAAAAAUUAGCAUCGGCUCAAACUAAAUAAAAUAUUCUGUAUAAUUACA
This is a messenger RNA of Hylaeus volcanicus, 1053 nucleotides long. RefSeq names its product translational activator of cytochrome c oxidase 1. The coding region runs from base 79 to 897 and encodes 272 amino acids. The transcript is spliced from 4 exons. Lineage: Eukaryota; Metazoa; Arthropoda; Insecta; Hymenoptera; Colletidae. Gene Ontology annotation, cellular component: mitochondrion. The record is from RefSeq and is a predicted model, not a curated record.